This is a messenger RNA of Trachemys scripta elegans, 7142 nucleotides long. RefSeq names its product spermatogenesis associated 22 (gene SPATA22). Gene Ontology annotation, biological process: meiotic DNA repair synthesis; homologous chromosome pairing at meiosis; gamete generation. The record is from RefSeq and is a predicted model, not a curated record. The transcript is spliced from 9 exons. The coding region runs from base 2587 to 3579 and encodes 330 amino acids. Lineage: Eukaryota; Metazoa; Chordata; Testudines; Emydidae.
UGUCCGGUGCACAGAGGUUUAGGGAACGGUUUUUGUAUUACCUGCUGUGGGCAGGAGACAGCAGGGGGAUGGAAUUUUGCUUCUCCCUCCCAGUUAGUGUCAUGGGACAGGGAACUGGGGAGGAAUCAAACCCUGCACAGGGCGGACGGAGUGCAGUUAUUUGGGCCGGGUGAGCCAAGGGCAGGAUCCUUGCAACAAGAGCGAGGGGUUGGAGGAGCCUGGGAUAGUGCUUUUCAUUACCAAGGGCAGCCUAUCAGGCUUGGGCAAGGGUCUCAAAGUGAGGCACUCACCCAGGAAAGUGAGCUGGCUGCGUUUGAUGGUGGGACAGUCAGCUGGGAUUUGAUACAAGUAAUCAGGGUUAUUGUGUCAGGUUGUUUCCACAGCUUUGCAGGCCAUACAAGGUGUAAUGGUUCGCCCAGAUCUAGGAUAUUCCACUCAAGUGAUUGCAGGAGAUAAGGCAGACACUGAGGAUGGGGUGAGUUAAAUGAGGAUCCCAUACCAAAAUGAUGUGGCAAAGGUGGGGAUUGCGGGCACUAGUGGUUCCUUGGAGGCUUAACCCCCAAAAAACAAACAAAAAAAACCCAUGAUGGGGUAUCACAUGGGCCAGCCAGAAACUGUCUCAGUUGCCCCUGGACUCCCACCCCCAGAAGCAGAGCCAGGGUAUUGCACGGCUGAUACAGGCUAACCGUAAGUUCCUCAAACAUGGGGACAGCAUGGGAGAGGUGUCUUGCUAAGGCUGCAUUUCUUAGCUAUGCUUGUGUUACAGUUGAAGCUUACCCAGAGAGAAGCCUGGCUUUGUUAGAUACAUAAAUAUAAUCGGGCGGGCAUGCAAUACAUUCAGUGGCAUACAUCUAAUCACAGCAGUUGCUGUUACAGCACUGGGUGGGCAUGCAAUACAUUCCCGGGCAUACAUUUCUUUAUAGCAGUGGGUUUUGCAGGAUCUGUACCUUCAGGCAUGCAUGCAAAACAUGUUUUGGGUCUCAUACAGCACAUUCCUGCCACAAUGGUGAGGGGAGGUAUAGGACGCUGGGUAGAACAAAUGCCACCUGCAAGUAGGCCCUGUUUGAACAAAGCGUGGGUGACAGAAGGCAGGCCAGUGCAAGGGGCCAGCUUCAAGCAUUGGAAUGGGCUAAGGCCUCCUGUGGGACUACCCCAGCAAAGCCAAUGGGUCAAAUCUAUGUGCUGGGUUUUUUAAUGGGGGUUCUUAUCCCCUUUAUAUAAAAUAAUAAUGAUUAAAGUCAAGGGUGGGGUUUGGCCAUUUUAAGGCAAUAAUUCCACAAGAAUGAAUUUGAGGUACAGGGGCAGGCAAGGCCAUCCAGCCAAUUUCCUGUGGAUAACUUGUGGGUUUCCUCCAAGGCUAGUUUCAAGCAGCAAUGGAAUGAGCUAUGGCCUCCAGUGCGACUACCCCAGCAAGGCUGUUGGGUCAGUUUUGUGGGCUGGGUUUACUGUGGGUUCUUAUCCCCUUUGUGUUUUGCCCCAAGGCUUGGCCCCCGGAAAGGCUUCAGGGAAUUACAUUGUUUCAUAACCUCUCUGGGGUUGACAAUGGCAUAGCACACGCCUUGUCUCAUUUUCAGGUCCACAGAUUUCUGGAGUUGGUACCAGGAGCCAGUCGGGAACCCAGGCAGAUGCCACUAGCGCUAUGGAACCUUAGAAGAAUGGUAGAAUGGUUGUCAGUGUGGUGUGGAGAUCAGUUGCUCCAUGCACGUGGAGGGUUGUGAGAGAAGUUUUAAUGAUUUCAUGCAAUUUCAGGAUUAGGAAGGCUGGUCAGCGAUAUGGCCCAUUACAGAGGAACAGGUGCUGCAGCACAUGCUGUCGCUGGCAAACCGUCAACUGGCAUCCUCCACAAUCUCGAAUCGCCUUUCUGCCAUUACAUUCGUCAGUAGGCUAAAUGGUUAUCCUGAUCUUUGCAGUGGUUUUUUUAGUUGGAAGGUUUUUGGCUCAUGGACAGGAAUCGGUCUUGUUCAGGGCUGCAUUCUUGACAGCAGUUUUUGGUGCUUUCAGGAUCAGUGAGCUAGUAUCUGGGUCUGGUAGGAAGGGCUUUGCAACUGCGGGAUAUACAAUGGCAGGAGCAUUCAAUAAUAUUACACUUGUGACGGUCAAAGACAGAUCAAGUUGGCCAGGGUGAAUCUGUGAUCCUCUGGCAGGGUGGUGAGCCUGGAGUCUGCCCAGUUCAGGCUUUGAAGGCCUACUGGGUUAUAUGGCCAAAGGGGAAAGGUCCCCUUUUUAUGCAUGGUGAUGGGAGUCCCCUCAUAGCAUAUCAAUUUGUUAUUGGGUUGAGACGGGGGCUGAUGAGGUUGGGGCUGCCAGCCCUUGAAUUUGGUUCCCACUCAUUCAGAAUCGGGGCAGCAACGGCAGCAGCACAGAUAGGUAUGGGAGCAGAGGCAAUCGGGAGUUGGCAUUCGGAUGCGUACCGAACGUAUGCAAGACCUCAGGUGAAUCUCCAGUUUAUAAUGAUGGAUUCUGGUCAUAUCAAAUACCUGCUGCAAAAGGGAAGUGUUUAAAGGCAGAUUUAAUUGAAAUAUAACUUUCACAUGGAGAAAAUGGAAUAGUGAAUAAAUUAUUGGAUAUUUGGAUAUUGUGAAAGAAAUGAAGAGAAAUUUAAGUGACAGUUCAUCUCGUAGCACAGCAGAAUUAGGGUGGGAAGUUGCAAAGCCAGAGCUGGCUCAACUACAGAAAACAACGAACAGUGGCCAAAUAGAACCUUCUAUGGCUCCCUCCCUGUUGAAACAACAAAACACAUCAAAGCCGCAUAUAUCAAAUACUGGAAAGAACCUGAAUAUUUUGAGAGCAGAAGAAAAGAAUACCAAUGCUACAGUUUGGAACAGAAAUGAGCUCAUGUCGCCAAGUAGCAGAAUCAAUUUGAUAUCUGAUAGUGGAAUCAUUCGAAAGUUUGAGAAUAUCUCAAAUAGUCUGAGAACUGUUCAGCAGCACAAACUACCCGAGCAUCAUAAGGCAUCACAGCAUAUUGAGACAACUGUAACAGGACAAAUAUGUUCAUCCAAAGCACAAUGGCCAGUUAUAUCCAGCACCACAUCAAGAAGUCUACAGGAUCAUAGUCCAGCAUAUAAAUUUAAUAUUCAUAAUAUCCAGCAUAAUAUUCAACAAAAUAAAGUUAAUGAAAAACAAUUUGAUCAUGUUCCAGAAGACAAAAUGAUUCAGAAAGUUCCAGCAUAUCAAUUAAAACUCAAAGAAAAAGACAAUUCUCUGCGAAUUAUAAGUGCAGUCAUUGAAAGUAUGAAGCAUUGGAGCCAGUAUACUUAUAAAACUGCACUAUUAUUUGAAGUGUUAGGCACACUUGAUUCUGCAGUCACACCUGGAGCAUAUGGAGCAAAAAGUUUUGUCUUGAGAGAUGGAAAGGAGAGUCUGCCAUGUGUAUUUUAUGAAAUUGAUCGGGAGCUUCCAAGACUAAUUAGAGGUCGAGUUCACAGGUGCAUGGGAAACUAUGACACAAAAAGGAACAUCUUCAAGUGUGUGUCUGUAAGACCUGCAACUGUUGUAGAACAAAGAACUUUCCAAGAAUUUGUUAAAACUUCAGAUGUCGAGAUGAGAGAAUGUGUGAAAACAAUGAAUGAAGUUUAAAGUAAUGUUUAUUUAAGCAAUAAUUUAAAGUUGAGAUCACACUCCUGUUGAUCAAUAAGGAUAAAGGGUGCUCAUCUUGAGCAUUUACAAAAGCUCAUAUUAAAAGUAUUCUUUUAUUAAAUACUUGAAAGCACAAUUAUAGUAUGUGUUAUGUAAAAAUUAAAAUAAAAUUGUUCCGGUUUGUUUCUACCAUUAUAUUUCUUUGUUUACUGUGCUAGAUUUUUUGUUGUGUGGUUUGUUAGAUUUUACUGAAGGAAUAUGGAUUAAAAUACAGGCAGUCUUCGGACUUAUGACACAACUGGUUCCUUACAAUUGUGUUGUAAGUCGGAACUCGGAACCGCAAUCUACUCCAUUGCGGGACCGAGCAUCGUAAACUCGAAACCUAUAGUCGUAAGUCGAAUCGGGGUGUCCAUGUAGAAGCGUCGUAAGUGCAGUUCUUCGUAACUUGAACGUCAUAAAGUCGAGGACUGCCUGUAUUACAUUUUGGUUACAAAAACAUGAAUUUAUACAGACUCAACUUUUAGCUAAACUCAUGUACCCUGAAUGUAAACAAUGAAUGGAUUUCGCAGUGUUAUCAUGGAAAGUGGAGGGAGCAUCCCAUUCAUAGCACAGUUUCCCACCCCUUUUGUCUAACAUUGAGGGUACAGCUGUAUGGCCCAUAGAAGGCUGAACUGGGAGAUGUCCAUCCCCCCUUCCACCAACCCCCCAGAAAAUCCAUUGAAGAGUUAAUAAUUUAGCCUUAGCCCUUUAAGGGGAAAGGAGUAGGGGAGAAUCACGGGGAGCUGGAGAGAGUGCAGAAGUAUAGGGCCUCUCCAUAGAUGGUCUUAGCUUGUAAAGGAUCUCAAAAUGUCUGAGGGUGUAGGGCUGAAUACACUGCCCACUCUGAGGGGAACCUGUUCACCCAAAUGAUCUACAGGAGCCUCAUACCAUUUUCGUCUCCUUGGGCCUUGCCUGUUGGUUUCUCCAUGAGAGGAGGCAAUCUAGUCUCUUGUCAGAAAUUUACUGAGAAUUAAAUUAAAUUAAUUUUCUUGAAUUCUGAAUUAUAUGGUCAUUAAGUGUAAGUAACUGGAGCAAAAUAAGGUACUAAUUCCAUCAUUAACCUAAAUGGCUUAGAAAAAUCAAAUAAUCAAUUCUAAGUGAAUUUAUUGUUGCUUUUUAGUACGAUUGUUCCAAGAAAUUAUUUUGAGAAAAUAAGUACUUUUAUUUCAAAAUAUUAACCAUAUAUUUCAUCUAAAGAAUAAAUGUUUUUUAAAAAAUGAUUUUCAUUGCUGAUAAACAUAAAUUAUAUGUAGAGCCGUAUUCUGACUGGCUGGGCUGCAGAUGUUGCCUUUCUUUUUCUGGCUCUGCCAAAACCCAUUUAGAAGUUCUUCUACAGGCUAACGUAACAGGCACUGCCGAGCUGUUCUGGGAUGAAGCCUAUCUUAGGUAUUUAUCUGGUCCCCAUUACUGAAGUAUCCAAUUGCCUCAAUCUUUAAUGUAUUCUAACAUCCAUGUGAAAUAGGGAAGUACUAUUAUCCCUAUUUUACAGAUGGGAACUGAGGCACACAGUAACAGUAAGUGAAUUACCCAAAGCCACACAAGAGGUGGGAGAAAGGGUAGGGAACUGAACCUGCUUCUCCCAAGUCCCAGGAUAGCAGCCUACUACUAACUGGAUCAUUCUUUGUACAAGCCAGGGAUCACAAAUUAUAUGUUUAUAUGCCUAUGGUCCUAUACACAGACACUUAUAUAGAUUAUUCCUAUUUGUUGCCAUUUCCUUAUCCCCUCAGUCUCUUCCCUUAAAGUAACUGCUGUGCAUCUUAUCUGACUGCAACUGUAAAACAAAAGCAAAGUCAGGAAAAUAGUGAACAAUGUGAAUUAUUUUAUUAUACAGUGUUGUCAAUUGUAAAUUUCACAUUUAAAAUAAUUGAAAUAUUUUAUUCAACAAGUCAAAUACGGAAAACAGUUAAUAUUCUAAAAAGGAGGCAGCUAGUCAACGCAGAAACACAGUAAUGGAAAAUACAGCUUUUAGUUACACUUAAAAAAUUAUAUAUUUAGAAUAAAACUUGAACCUGAUCCAGUAAAUUUUCUGUUUUUUUUUAACAAGAAAACUAUUAUACACAAUAUAACUCACAGACAGUCUUCAUUAAAAAAGUGAUUUAUCAGUGUUAGCAAAUGUAUUGGUAGUAAUUCCCCCUAUUUAAGUUCCAGAGGAGCUUCUGCAAUAUAUGCUUUGCUUACUCUGGUUUGAGUCAGUUACAGAAUGAUCUCUACCCAGAGUUAUAAAUUGGCUCUGAACAUGGACCUUUUACAUGGCAAUUCUGUCUACCCCAUUUUAGAUUUCAUCAGUCUCCAUUAAGUUUUCGUUAUUUCCUUUCAAUGUUUAAAAUUAUAUAAAGGACGUUCAAUAUGGAAGCAUUAGUUUCGCUCUUUCUUAGAAAGUGGAGGAUACUGUGGAAAAAACUUGAGUUUUUAACUUGAUUGUUUGUUCAAAACACUGAAAAUAAAUUUUCAAUACGUAGUUUGGUAUAGCAAUAUUGUAAAUUUUAAGACCCCUACUGAGAAAAUAGGUGAAAGUUAUAAAGGAAUUUCAAACUAUGCGUCCGAUCCUGCAAACAUUUACGUAACUUUAUUCACAUGUGUAAUCCUACUGAUUUCAAUGGGAUUACUGAUGGGCACAAUUCUGCACAUGAGUAAAGUUAUGUUUAUAAGUGGUGACAGGAUUGGGCCCUCUGUGUCUACUAGAUAUAUUAUGGGUAUUAAUAGAAAUCUAAAAUUAUUUUACUUUUGGUAACCAAUUAAAUCUUUGCAAAAAUGUUUUCUAAUUUACACUAACAAAUCACUUUUUCUAGUGAAACAUUAAGUGAACAAUCGUAAACAUUACACAAAACAGAGAAAAACCCACAGAAUACAAUUUUUACACAUUGUAUAACAUUUUCAGUGGUUUAUGAGAAUUUUUUUAUAUAUUGAUCCUGUCUUGUAUAAUUGUUCUAUUGUAAAGGCACAGGUUGGUUAGGAAAGAAAAGCCUGCAUCUCUCUCUUUACUUUGUGGUUAUGGGUUUUUUAUCUGUUUAUUUUCUCACUUUUUACUUUCUGAAUUUUAUAUGAAGCUUUCCAAUCUAUUCCAGCAAUUUAUGAAAUGAGCAUAAGACACUACUAAAAAUGCUACAUGCUACAUACAGAGAAGACUGAAGUCUAUUCUGCCUUUAGGAGAGCAGAGGAAAUUCCUUCAGCCUCAUUUUUGUUAAAUAUUUAGAAGAUUUCAUUCCUUAGUUCUCUAUGACAAAAACCAUAGAGCUCUCUCUAUUUACUUUAUUCAGCUUUGAAAUAUGCAUUUUAAAACAUUAAUAAUGUAACUGAAUUAUAUUAUAAAUGUAUGUGCAUAAUUUGCUCUUUCGAGCUCAUGAUUAUGUAACAACAGUCAGCUACUUUAAAAAAUAAUGUAAUGCUUAAUUAAGUUGAGUUUAGAAGGCUUCACAAUGUAAACAAGAUUGUAUAAUACUUUGAUACAUAUUGGAAUAAAGUAAAGUGAUUGUUCUAUCAGUUCUCAUUUUCUUAUACUUCCUCAACAUUUCUUUAUCUGUCCC